GCGCGCUGCGGCCGGUUCCGCUUCCGGCGAGAGGCGCCUGAGGGGGUUCGGUUCGGCUCGGCCCGGCCCGGCCCGGCCGCGCCGCUCGCAGAAGUUGCAUCAUCCGUGUCCGGGAUGUGAGCAGCCUGGAGAUGGGUGAGUGAGCGUGUUCCCUCCGUGCCGGGUUGGAGGGUUGCGCUGCCCGACGCGCGAGCCCAGCGGGGAAUAUCGUUCAGCCGCCGGCGCCCGCUGCGGACCUCGCAUCUGCGUAACGUCGCCUAAAGCAUCGGUUGAACGAGUGGCUGCCGAGAAACGUCUGAUCGACAUAUGAGUUUGCUGAUCCUAUGAGGAUGGAUGCCGGAGAUGCAGCCUUGGCUAACCAUGGCUCCACGUUCAAGGCCUUCCCACCAUCACAGAGGGCAGUUUUGGGGGAUCAGCUUUCGCUGCCUGGAACCAAGUUUUCACUAGACAAGCUUGGCAAUUCAGAACAAGCUUUCACAUGUCCAGCUGGAGAUGCGUCGUGCAGCCCGAGUUACUACCCAGAAGUUCCAUCCUCAGAGAGUUACCGAGCACCAACAGAGCCUCAAAUAUUUGGACUAAGUGCCAAUGGGCAGUGGAGGGUUCCCAGCCUGGGUCCCGCACUUCAGAAAGCUAGGACGAGCCGGGGUUCAUAUCUCGAAGCCCGCAAGACCCCAAGGGUCAGGACUAGGAACAAUAGCCUCAAACUUCAGCAGGGGAAAUUUAGGUUGGAGAUGAGGAGGAACUUUCUGACUCUGAAGCUGGCCACGGACUGGAACAGGCUGCCUAGAGAAACUGCGGAAUCUCCGUCCUUAGAAGCUUUCAAGAGCAGUGGGUCAUCCAAUAGCUUUGUAGGAAAGUCAAACCAUCAUUGUCAUGCAUCUGCCUAUGAGAAAACCUUCCCAAUCAAACCUGUUACGAGCCCCUCGUGGAGCGGCUCAUGUCGUCGGAGCCUGUUGAGCCCAAAGAAAAUCCCCCGGAGGUUCAUCAGCACUGCAGAAGAGACUGUUCGGGAGGAAGAGCGAGAGAUCUACAGGCAGCUGCUUCAGAUGGUCACAGGAAAGCAGUUCUUCACGUCCAAACCCUUCUCGCAUUUUCCCUUCCUCCCGUCCAGGUGUGUGAAUUCCAAUAAAACCGUAGUGAAAGAAGCCUCGAGCAAGAAUGCAAAGCUGUUCGAAACGUACAGCAUCACUCCAACCGGCCAGCCCACCAGCAUCUUGAGAACACAGGAGCAGCCGUCACAUGAACCACCCCCUUACCCUGUCUCCAGUUAUCCUUCCAACACCUUUGAGUCCAGUAAUACCACAACCCAGCAUCAGCAAGACAAUUUACCAGCAUCUAACACUCAGUCAGAAGGGUCAGACUCUGUCAUCUUGCUCAAGGUAAAAGAUCCCAGAACUCCAGCGCUGAGCCCUCCCUUCUUCCAGGCAGAGUUGUGGAUUAAAGAAUUAACCAGCGUCUAUGAUUCACGAGCCCGGGAGAGGUUACGACAGAUAGAAGAGCAGAAAGCUUUGGCCUUGCAGCUGCAGAGCCAGAGAUUGCAGGAGCAGGAACACUCAGUGCAGGAACAGGUGGACUUGCAUCUUCGAGUGCCUCUUGAGAAAGAAAUCCCAGUCACAGUUAAAGAGGACACCAAGUCAGCUGAUAAUGAGAAGGAAUUCCCUGAGAUCACAGAGGAAAUGGAGAAGGAAAUAAGGAGUGUCUUCCGCGGCGGGAACCAGGACGAGGUCCUGAGUGAGGCUUUCCGGUUAACAAUCACUCGGAAAGACAUUCAGACCCUCAACCACCUGAACUGGCUUAAUGACGAGAUAAUAAAUUUCUACAUGAAUUUGCUGAUGGAGCGAAGCAAAGAAAAGGGGUUACCAACAGUUCAUGCAUUCAACACCUUCUUUUUUACCAAAAUAAAGACUGCUGGGUACCAAGCUGUGAAACGGUGGACUAAGAAAGUGGAUAUCUUCUCUGUGGACAUUCUCUUGGUGCCUAUUCAUCUUGGAGUCCAUUGGUGUCUAGCAGUUGUAGACUUCAGGAAAAAAACCAUCACCUAUUAUGAUUCCAUGGGUGGAAGAAACACAGAAGCCUGCAGCAUACUGUUGCAAUACUUAAAGCAGGAAAGUCUGGACAAAAAGCGGAAAGAAUUUGAUGAUAAUGGCUGGCUUCAGCUGUGCAAGAAGAGCCAGGAAAUCCCUCAACAGAUGAAUGGCAGCGACUGCGGCAUGUUUGCCUGCAAGUAUGCCGACUGCAUCACCAAAGACAAACCCAUCAACUUCACUCAGCAACACAUGCCCUACUUCCGGAAGAGAAUGGCCUGGGAGAUCCUACACCGCAAACUCCUCUGAUGACCUUGCGCCAAGAGGCAGCUCCCUGAGAGUUCAUAUAGGAAAUGCUCAGACUUGCCCCCUUCAGCAUUCUCAGCUCUCGCCGACACUCACACGGGUUUUUAAUCAGAGACAUCUUAAAGGACUCAGUAUGGUAUUUUUGUAACCUCCAUUCAUGGACCAAUGUGCAAUGGAGACAUUCAGAAGCACACUUGCCUCCUUUCUUUUCUUUUCUUUUCUUUUCUUUUCUUUUCUUUUCUUUUCUUUUCUUUUCUUUUCUUUUCUUGUUUUUCAUUCUGAAACAGAUUUUUUUAACAAGCAAUUGCCAGUGCUGUGACUGAGUGGGCAGCUUGGGGAACCUUCAAGGACCUUCUCUGCUAUUUUAAGAUCUCUCGCUGUCAGUCUCAAAGGGCUGACUGUGCUUUGCUUCACAGGGAUUUCAGGGAAGGGAAAAGCAUUUAUGUGGAUCUCAACAUUCCCACACGUGGGAAAUCCUCAGCUUUGAAUGUCUAGCAAGCUGGGCAGUUGCACAGUGGGUGCAGGGGUGAUUAAGGAGGGGUAGGUUUUCAAUAUGUGGAGAUGGCUUAUCCUUAAGUACAGGAGGAAGCCCUAUUAGAAGCCAGCACGUUGAGCAGGUGCUCUAUAGCCACUAAACGGCUAGGCUGGUAGAACCGAAAGAAAAAAAAAAAAUAGCAUUCAAGGUUGGUCACAAAGGUGACUGGCAUAAGGAGCUUCUGGGUUUUCUCUGUCCGUCCCCUCAGGUGACUCCCGUGUUCCUUCCUCUCUGUUUCCAAGCCAGCAUUCUCUCUUUCUAAUCAUGAGCUCAGCCUCUUAUCACCACCAGGGACAAUCCUGCAAUCGGGACCUGCCUCUUAAUUGCAUCCAUAGUGCCCAAGGCAGAACAGAAUACCCCUCUGUCUGGCAGUGUUGAGAGAGAAACCUGAGUGUGCAGGUGACGUUUUGAGAGCCAAGCAAGAUCCCUGAGAAUGGAUCUGUUUGGAUUGGGUGCGGCUUUGGCAAAAUCGCUUUCCCCCCCCCUCCCCCCCUGACCAAAGGGAAAACGGACGCCUCCCAGUUUUAGCAGCAAACGUUCAUGGAAUUCGGGUACGGCCACAUCUUGCCAUGGGUUCAUAUAGUGUCCCGGCUAAGGGGAAUUGUCAGGCAUGCUUUGGAGCACUUCCCAAAGCAACAAAGAACACACCGUUGCAACACGUGUCUUACUCUGUGCCUGUGUUCCUGCUUCCUUAAUGUAAAUUCCUACCAAAAGCCAAAGGACUUGGUUCUCUCCUGAUGCUUUUCCUUGUGCAGGCAGCUUCAACUGAGCAGCAAGGGGUGUCGAGUCCUCCCAAAUAGGUAACCCCCACACCCCGACACUUCUCAGUAUGGUUUUGCACACACUUUGCCCGGGCAUAACUGACGACAGGCUGUGUUUUUAAUUCUGGGAACUGGAUUCAGGUUAAACUGUGCUUCCAACAGCAGCAUUUUUAAGUACACUCAGGCUAAGACUUUCUCAAAGGGGUCUGUGGGAAUUAGGCACCCAUGUCCCAUUGUGUCAGUGAAAGAAGGAAGCUUUUCAGAAGAAUUUAAACCUGGUUUUUAAAAACCAAAGGGAUUUCAGCCCCCCAUCACACCCAUGCUUCUAAAAAUGUACCCAGCGCGCCUAACACCCUUGGGCUCCUUUGAAAGUCCCAGCCUCUGUCUUUGCUGAUACACUCAGCUGUAUAAUUUAUUUUAAAGCAAGGUUGGGGAGGUGGAAGGGAAGGCGGGAAGUAGAGAAUAUUUGACAACAGCUUCCCAAACUGCUAAGCCCGGUUCCUCUCCCCAGUGUACAGACCUUUUUAAAAAUGAGCAAAGAAUGAAAUAAUGUCCAUUUUUUGUAUUUUUGUCUCCGAAUAGGGAAUAAUAUUUUAUACAUUUUUCUGGACCUGUAAGCAGUAGUUUUGUACAAAAGAGAUAUUCUCCCCACCAGGUUGUGUUCUUCAUAGACAGGUUUGUAUCUUUCUCUCUGUCUCUGUGUUUUAUACCAAACUCAUUUUAGUACCUUUUCUAUCUUUUACUGCAAGUAAAAAAAGAAAAAAAAAAAAAAAAGUCCAACCCCCCCCUAAAACCUGUAUAUUUUUUUUUUUUUUUUUGUAAUGGUUUAUUGUUAAAUAAAAUUGCCUGUAAAACUCUUA
Messenger RNA from Alligator mississippiensis (American alligator), 4486 nucleotides. It is a transcript of the gene SENP1, whose product is annotated as SUMO specific peptidase 1. Gene Ontology annotation, molecular function: deSUMOylase activity. The transcript is spliced from 19 exons. The record is from RefSeq and is a predicted model, not a curated record. Bases 324 to 2333 code for a protein of 669 amino acids. Gene Ontology annotation, cellular component: nucleus. Lineage: Eukaryota; Metazoa; Chordata; Crocodylia; Alligatoridae. Gene Ontology annotation, biological process: protein desumoylation.